AAUCGCACCAACACAAACACAAACCCGCUCCCGGUUUGACAGUUCGCUUGCGGCUUCGUCUUGUUUCUCAAAAAGUUGUUUGUCAUUUUUAGCAUAGGGAGAUUUUUUAGAAGAUUCAAGAGUUCGUCGUCCCCGUAAAGGAAAUUGCAUUUUAAAGAUGUUUCUCACCCGCUCCGAGUACGACCGCGGUGUCAACACCUUCUCGCCGGAGGGUCGUCUGUUCCAGGUGGAGUAUGCCAUCGAGGCCAUCAAGCUUGGUUCGACGGCGAUCGGAAUCUGCACACAGGAAGGUGUGGUGAUGGCCGUGGAGAAGCGCAUCACGUCGCCGCUGAUGGAACCGACCAAGGUGGAGAAGAUCGUCGAGGUCGACCGGCAUAUCGGUUGCGCCACGUCGGGGCUAAUGGCCGAUUCGCGGACGCUGCUGGACCGGGCCCGUGUCGAGUGUCAGAACCACUGGUUCGUGUACAACGAGCGGAUGACGGUGGAAUCGUGCGCCCAGGCCGUGUCCAGUCUGGCCAUUCAGUUUGGCGACAGCGACGACACCGGAUCGGCCAUGAGUCGGCCUUUCGGGGUGGCCAUUCUGUUUGCCGGUAUCGAGAACGGUGAACCGCAGCUGUGGCACAUGGACCCGUCCGGGACGUACAUCCGGUACGAUGCCAAGGCCAUCGGGUCGGGCAGCGAGGGCGCACAGCAGAACCUUCAGGAAUACUACCUCCAAACGAUGACCAUCAAGGAAGCGAUCAACCUGGCCCUGAGCACGCUGAAGCAGGUCAUGGAGGAGAAGCUGAACUCGACGAACGUCGAGGUGAUGACGAUGACCGCCGGCGAGCUGUUCCGGAUGUUUAGCAAGGAAGAGGUUGAAGAGUACAUCAACAACAUGAGUUAAAUCUGGGGGGUGAAAGUCUGUCCGGAGUAAAAUAUUCCGUUUUUUCUUUGCUGUGCUGAACUCAAAAAAGAAGCUGAUGAAAAUAAAUUUUGGUUAAGAAGGAAAGCAACCAGAAAUUGUACAUGGUCAAUCGACUGGAUGUUUUGGAAACGAAUAAAAGAGCCCACAACUGCUGAUUGAA
Messenger RNA from Culex quinquefasciatus (southern house mosquito), 1067 nucleotides. RefSeq names its product proteasome subunit alpha type-5 (gene Prosalpha5). Gene Ontology annotation, cellular component: proteasome core complex, alpha-subunit complex; proteasome core complex; nucleus. The coding region runs from base 158 to 886 and encodes 242 amino acids. The transcript has 3 exons. Gene Ontology annotation, biological process: proteasome-mediated ubiquitin-dependent protein catabolic process. The record is from RefSeq and is a predicted model, not a curated record. NCBI's taxonomy places the organism in Eukaryota, Metazoa, Arthropoda, Insecta, Diptera, Culicidae.